Caenorhabditis elegans is the source of this 2332-nucleotide messenger RNA. RefSeq names its product Major facilitator superfamily (MFS) profile domain-containing protein (gene mct-6). NCBI's taxonomy places the organism in Eukaryota, Metazoa, Nematoda, Chromadorea, Rhabditida, Rhabditidae. Gene Ontology annotation, cellular component: membrane. Gene Ontology annotation, biological process: transmembrane transport. The record is from RefSeq and is marked reviewed. Gene Ontology annotation, molecular function: transmembrane transporter activity.
AAAAUGACAGGUGCACCAGUGUCGUCUGGCGGGGGAAAGUUGGUGCCAUUGCCUCCAGAUGGUGGAUGGGGAUGGGUCGUCGUGCUCGGCUCAUUCUUUGUGCACGUCUUCGCUGAUGGAUUCGUAUACUCGUUUGGAGUGCUCGUCGAAACUCUUAUGGAGGAGUUUCACGCAAGCAACACAAUGGCAGCACUCAUCAUCUCACUGCUCACCGGACUCACCCUCGGAAGUGGACCGCUCGCUUCUGCCGUGUGUAACAAGUAUGGAUGUCGUAUCACCACAAUCACCGGAGCAGGAGUUGCGUUCGUCGGAUGCGCCCUUUCGUACUUUGCAACUGCCAUGUGGCACAUUGUGAUCACCGUUGGUGUCAUCAUGGGUACCGGCUUUGGAUUGAUGUAUUGCCCGGCUAUUGUGAUCGUCACUAUGUACUUCGAGAACAAGCGCUCCCUUGCCACUGGAAUUGCAGUCGCCGGUGCUGGAGUUGGAACUGUCCUUUUCGCCCCGAUCAACGCUUUCUUCAUCAACAACUACGGAUGGCGCAGUGUUUUCCUGGCAUUCUUGUUUAUUUUGGUUCUAUGUGCUCUGUGUGGAGCCACUUUUGCUCCAUUGGAGUUUGCAUUGGUGCCAGACGAGGAAGAAGAAGUGAAUGAUGAGGUAUUGGACGAGGAUGUAAAGAAAACUGCUGCUAAUGAGGAACACGGAGAAAAGGCAACACUCUUGAGUCCGCCAUCUUUGCUCGAGAGAUCAAUGUCUCAGAGUUCUGGAGUUCAAAAAGCUGGUGAAAAGAUCCGGCCAGCUAGCUCCAUGGGAGCUGUUGAUGUUGAGUCUCAGCCAAGAUCUCGUCGCGGAACAGUUGGAGAGCGUGACAGUGGAUACCUCAACCGUAAAGACGUCUUCUACACCGGAUCAAUCUCCAAUGUCGCCGAGUUCCGUGAGGAUCCAGACAAGUAUCGCUCGACCGGUUCUCUUCAUGGACGCCACACCACUGUCGGAAGUAUUCCAGCUCACUCCACCGGAAGACUGGAUGAUGUUCGUGAGGGAAGUGAAGAAGACAGCAAAGCCAUGGAUAUCAGUGAGAAGACCAACGGAACUGACAACACUGACAACGUCGAGGGAAAGAACAUGUUCAAAACCAUCAGCAACAUGCUCUCUUUGGAGCUCCUAUUGGAACCAACUUUCUUGCUCUUUGCGAUUUCAAACCUUCUCACAUCUGUUGGAUUCAACUCCCCACUGUACUUCCUCCCACUUCACGCUACCAAAAUUGGACUCGAGCCUAUCCAAGGAUCAAAGGUUCUUUCCGCAUUUGGAGUCUCCAACACCGUUGGCCGUAUCAUCUUCGGAGUUGUUGCCGAUCACAAGCUCCCACUUCCAGGAGGCAUCGGAAAUGAUACCGCUCGUAAUCGUCUCUGGAUGUAUAACAUUUCUUUGACCAUCUGCGGACUUCUCACUGUAUUUUGCUACCAAUUCAACGGAUUCAUCCCACUUGCCACCUACUCUGCACUUUUCGGAUUCUCUAUUGCCUCGUACAUCUGCCUCACGUCUGUCAUCCUCGUCGACCUUCUUGGACUUGACAAGCUCACCAACGCCUUCGGACUGCUUCUUCUCUGGCAAGGAGUCGGAACAGUGUUCGGACCACCUGUGUCGGGAUACUUGGCUGAUAUGACCGGCAACUAUACCCUUUCAUUCGUCUUCUGCGGAGUCAAUCUCCUGGCCUCUGGGCUCAUGCUCUUCGGAAUCCCAUUCUUCCAGAAAAAAGCCAAGGCCAAGGCCCUGGCUAUCAAAAAGUAGAUGCUCCUGUCCCUGAUGAUCUGCCAUGAUUUUCGCUUUCUCUCAUUUCUUAACGAUAUCAUUUCUAAUUUUCAUUUUCAUACACCCAAUCUCUUCUUAUCGAAAUUGUGUUUUCAAAGCACUGGGUACUCCUUGUUAUUUAGACCAUAUUCCUUGUUCCAGACAUAUUUCCUUCAAUUUCACUUGUCCUCAUCUGGUUUUCUUGUUCACUUUGUCCAUUACCUAGGUUUUCCCCUUGUAGUUUGUUGUUAAUUCUCUCUCACUGUUUUCCCAAAUACCAAUAAUUUGUAAUUCAAUAAUUUGAAUCUGGUUCAAAACUCGUUUCACCCAGUUUUAUCUAUGUGUGUAUUAGUGCCUUUUUUGCUCUUCCAGCAAUCUCUCCCAAAUUGAUGGGCUUAACAUUCCGUUUUUGUUUUCCUAUCUUUAAUAUACCUCAACACACUGUCUAAAUCGUUAGACUACAUUUCCAUAAUAUUGCUGGUUUUGCGCCUUUCUGGCACUUUUCACAUCUGUAUUAUGAUACUAUGAAGUUGAGUUCUUGAAA